This is a messenger RNA of Sorex araneus (European shrew), 1013 nucleotides long. RefSeq names its product mitochondrial ribosomal protein S21 (gene MRPS21). The transcript is spliced from 2 exons. Gene Ontology annotation, molecular function: structural constituent of ribosome. Bases 293 to 556 code for a protein of 87 amino acids. The record is from RefSeq and is a predicted model, not a curated record. Lineage: Eukaryota; Metazoa; Chordata; Mammalia; Eulipotyphla; Soricidae. Gene Ontology annotation, cellular component: ribosome. Gene Ontology annotation, biological process: translation.
CCGGUGGUGCGCUGCGAGGGGCUGCGGUGGGAAUUCUGGGCGAGCCUUGUGGUCCGCGUUCCCGGGAAACACCCGGUUGUCAACUCGCGGCAGGGUCGUGGGCGGUAGUGGGGGCGCGACUUCAGGCUGCGGAACGGGGGCGGGGGGACCGGUCACAGUCCGUCCCCGUUCUGGGCUCACCUGCAGGACGCAGGAGUCCCCCCAACCCUCGAGGAGCCUCCGUGGCCGGGCUCGUGCUCGGGUUCUCCGGAGCUGACCCCCGGUCCCGGCAUCCCCAGGUCCCCGUCCGGUCAUGGCGAAGCACCUGAAGUUCAUUGCCCGAACCGUGAUGGUGCAGGAGGGGAACGUGGAGGGCGCUUACAGGACCCUGAACAGAAUUCUCACCAUGGAUGGGCUCACUGAGGACAUCAAGCGGCGGCGCUACUAUGAGAAACCGUGCCGCCGCCGGCAGAGGGAGAGCUACGAAACCUGUCGGCGAGUGUACAACAUGGAGAUGGCGCGCAAGAUCAACUUCCUAAUGCGGAAGAAUCGGGCAGAUCCGUGGCAGGGCUGCUGAGGGCCCUCAGAACUCCAGAUGCGACCCCACCUCUGUUUCCAUUGACCUCCCACAAUAAACUCAGGCACAUAUGCCAAGGCUGGUGUGUAAGAGUAUCCCCAACUAGCAGGGGACCUUCUCUUUGAUUCGGUUAGAGAACCAAACCGAAAAGUGUUUUAGGAGUAGUAUAGGGGCUGCCUCAGCCUGGCUGACGCCUUCUGGAUGUCUUCUGGCUGCUCCUGGAGGCCUUCACUCGAAGAGUAGCAGCUGCUCUGGGCGCCAAGGCAGCAUUGAGAGCUGGUAGAUGAUGUAGAAAUUCCUGAGAGCUGACAGCUAGGAUUUCCUCCCCAAGUUUUAUGAAAUCCAAAACAAGAUUAUCAGAAAAGAAUUGUUCCUUACUGCACUACCCCAUAUCCAGUAACUAUUAGGGUGAAAUGGAAGUAAAUAUGGAUUUGGAAUAAAUUUUUCUAAAACACCA